Didymodactylos carnosus is the source of this 3318-nucleotide messenger RNA. The record is from the annotation of a GenBank genome assembly. NCBI's taxonomy places the organism in Eukaryota, Metazoa, Rotifera, Eurotatoria, Philodinida, Philodinidae.
AUGUAUAUCUGUGCGCAACUGCUCAAAGAAAAAUGUAAAACACACGGUUUUUGUAGUGUCUACUUGAAAUCUGGUGUUUGUGCAAGUGGUGAUAAUUGCAAAUUUAUUCAUGCAAAUAUUGAUAAACAACCGCAAUUGAAAGAAGAAAUCCGACAAACUAAACCGACUACGCGUGCCGUUGAUAUUUCUCCAACUGAAAACAAAAUGAAAAGUACAAUAAUCGUAACAAAAACCGACGGAAAUCAAUCGUCUGUUUCGUCAGCAAGUACAUUGCAGUCAUCAAGAACGGGAUUUGAAAAUAAUAUGAGUAAAACUGAAAAUACGAUUAAUGAUGUUCUAGAACGAGAGCGAGCUACGGAUAGAAGUGACCGAAUCAAACAGACAGAGCAAAGUCGUUCUUCGAGUAGUGGUAUUGAAAAGAAUACUAAAAAUGAGAAGUCAUCAUUACCAGCUAAUAGCAACUCGAAGAGUAGUAUCGCAAAUGAUGAUAAACGACCAUCAUUCCAACGAAGUUCAAGUAAAAAAGGAAAAGAUAAAAAGAAGAAAUCUUACCAUCAAAAUAAAAAAAAGUCACGUAAUCGAAAUUCAUCAAUUGAGAGUGAUUCUGCCGUAACAUCUUCCUCCGAUUUAGAUGAUCAAUCUCAAAAAUCGAAAAAACGUAAAAAACAUCAAAAAUCAUCACCGUCUACAAAAGAUGAGCUCGAUAAAUCACAAUCGACAACGCGAAAAAAUUCGCCUGUUAGCCAUCAGCGAACUCAGUCGAUCAUAAAGAAGGAUAUUCCGUCUAAAAAAAUAACGAAAUCACCUUCACCCACUUCAUCAAAACAUAAUCGUAAAUCUUCUCCGGAUAAACUAUCGUCAUCUUCAAAUAAGCAGUUCAAUGAUCGAAAUCAACGACCAAAUUCAUCUUCGAAACAAACAAAACGUACUGUUGUAAUACAAAAAACAAGAGAACAACAACAAUCCAAAUCCAAUGAUGAAGAAAAAGAAUCAUCCUCGAAGAAGAAAAAAUUUGAUGAAACGUCUAAAAAUGAAAAUGAGCGUCGUCGUCCAAAUGAGGAUAAUACACGUGAACAACAGCAAACAAAAGAUAAUAGACAAUCACAACAAAGACGUUCACCGUCUAAAUCAACAAGUGUAAAAGUGGGCGGUACUGAUAGAAACACAAAACAGAAAUAUGAUGAACAGUCGAAUGAACACAGAACGACAAAAACGACACAACAACAAAAAUCAGAUAAAAAUCAAGAAUCAAAACUCUCAUCUAAACCGGUUACGAAGUCAGGUGUAAAAGACACAAAACAACAGCAAAAUCCUCAAGAUGCUGAUAAUCAACAAUCAUCCGAUAAACAAAAAACUGGGUUGGUUGACGUUGAUAAUCAAUCAGUAAGCUCGAAAAAAAGUACUACGAAUACAACAGUUAGAAAACAGCAUUUAUCACCAGAACAUUCAAGUAAAAAUGAUCGAAAUACUCAGCGAUCGAGUUCGUAUGAUAAAAAUAAUCACGGUGAUCAGAAUGAGUCUAAACAAAAGAAAGAUGAUGAAGACGAUGAGAAAACAAGACAACAACAGUUUCGUCGUAAUAAUGAAAAGAAAAGUGAUUUAGUUUAUGAACGAUCUGAUAGACAAAAACGAGGUGGUGGUAAUGAAUCAUCCAAGAAAACAAGUAAUAAACAGAAUAAUAAUAAUAAUGAAAAUCGUGCAGGAAAAAAAUUAUCCUCAGAAAGAAAAAAGAAUUCAUCAAAACAACAACAAGAUGAACGGCGAACACGUUCGCCAGAUACUGGAGGAGGAAAACAUCCACGUCGACGUUCAUCAACAAGUGAACAGCAAAAUGAAAAUAGAAUAUCAUCUCCAUCGUCACAACAAAUUGUACAUUCACCCACCGAUGAAAAUUAUCAUGACAGACAACAUCAACAUUAUCAACAACAAGCAUCGCCACAAAUGCAGACUCAUGGAAACAAUAGACGAAAUUACACUCGAAGUGAUUAUGCACGUGAUGAUUGUUAUGAAAGAAGUGAUAGACGUUAUUCAAAUCGUGGUAAUUACAAUGAUCUUCGAUCACAGUCAAUUGAAACAUAUUAUAAUAAUAAUGAAUAUUUGAAUCAGCCGUAUGAUAAUCAUCAUCGUCAUGGUCGUUCACCAUCUUACCAUGAGAUUGAUUAUCCUGCAAGUGGUUUCAUUUUAAAUGAAUAUGAUAAAGCGCGUUUAUCAUCAAACGAAAUAAAUUAUAAUUUACUGAUUUCACCAAGCAGACAAGAACGACCUUAUUAUGAUGAUCAUGUUACAAAUGAUGAACAGCGAUCACGUGGCUAUCGUUCAUCACCAUCACAACUAACAUCACGAAAUUAUCACGAGAAUACACAAACAAGGACGUCAGAUACAUUUGCCAAACGUCAUGGAGAAGAUAAUGUUCAAAGUGAUGAUGGUAAUAAUCAAGAUCUUCUAAAAUCGAAUAGAAAACGAUCACGUAAGCAUUCUGAUGGUCGUCGUAAUGAACAAUCAUCUUCAGGAGAUGCGAAACGAAGACGUACAAAUGAUGGUGGAUCGAGUAAAAAGUCAAGUGAUAAUCGUCCUAAUAGAACGAAUAGUCGUCAUCGGGCGAAUGCAAGAGAUUUAAGCCGAAAAACAACGGAACGUCGAGGUGGUGAUCGUCAAAAUUGGCGUGACCGACGCGAUUUUCACGAUGGUCGACGAUCAACACGUCGACGCGACUCUGAAAAAGUUUAUCUGAAUAUGGACUGGUCGUCACUCUCUCGUGAUAAACGGAUACCAUUAAAUAGUCAAGUGACAUCUCGAGCAGCUCGAUUUAAAUCAAAUGAAUAUUUAUCACGUUAUGGUGUUAUCAGUACUUUACUAACAGAUGAUCAGAAGCAAAUAAUUAAUAAUAAUUUACAGAAACUAUCUACAUCAUCAUCUUCACCGACGACAACAACAGGUGUCAAAUCUGAAUCAUUAUUAAAUAAAACGGAUAAUAGUGAUCCUCUGUCAAAUUCUCCAUUAAUACAUUUUAUGCGCCAAUUACAAAUCAAAUCAGCCGAUCAGCUCGUCAAAUCUGUUGAUAGAAGAUUCGGUUCAUGUGCCAAAGAUAUUAUUGACAUGCGGCAAAAAUGGUUUAUGAAAUCGAUUGAUCCAGUACAACGCUAUGAAUUUAUUAACAAAGAACAUUAUCUUGAUUUUCAAAAUGCAAUUUCUUUAUUUACAUCUGACACAGUGGCAUCUGAGACAAUAAAUACAAAUAAUGACUUAGAAACUAAAACUGAGCAACAACAAGAUAAUAUCCAUGAUAAUCUAUCAUCGACACCUGUAGUUCUCGCUUAA